Molecule: messenger RNA, 587 nt
Organism: Mollisia scopiformis
Lineage: Eukaryota; Fungi; Ascomycota; Leotiomycetes; Helotiales; Mollisiaceae
Exons: 2
Coding region: 1-378 (125 amino acids)
Cellular component (GO): NatC complex
Source: RefSeq, a predicted model, not a curated record
AUGGCACAAACAAAAACCCAAGCAGAAUCCUACCUCGCCUCCCUCCUGGGCAAAACCCUCCGCGUAACAACCACCGACACGAGAAUGUUCUUAGGACAAUUCAAAUGCACCGAUUCCGACCAAAACAUAAUCCUCUCCCAAACCUUCGAAUAUCGACUCCCGCCUCCGCCCAAAGAACCAGGAACAACAACGCAAGACCUAACGUCGCGGUACCUCGGCCUGGUGGUCGUGCCGGGAGAGUAUAUUACCAAGGUUGAGGUUGAGGCGUUUGAGAGCCAGUUGAGUAGGGAGGAGAGGGAACGGUUUGGGGUUGGGAGUGGGAAGAAGGAGAAUGAGAGGGUUGGAGGGAGUGAGGGGGAGGGGUGUGCUUUGGGUUGAGGGUUGAAAAUUGAGGGUUCGGGGAAUAAUGUUUGAUUGUUGGAGGAGUGGGAACUUGGUCAGUACUUGCAGAGAGCAAGGACGGAGGCAACGCAUAUGCCGAGCCGCAGAACACAUCUCGAAAACUUCGUCAAUAUGGCAUUGACGUGGCGACAUAAGAGGUCCGGCUUUCACACCCGAGAAAUAAGGCACGGCCCGAGCAGAGGAAA